AUCGUACAUGAUCAUGUCGAACAUGAAUCCCAUUUCCUUGUUCUUUUUAGAGCUCCUCCUCAUUGGCCUUGGCGCACCACAGUUUAUCGCCGGCGACGACAGCCAGCGGUUUGUCUACUCUGGUUUCGCUAACGCUAACCUCACCCUCGAUGGCACAGCCUCAGUCACGCCAAGCGGGUUGCUUGAGCUGACCAAUGGCACAGCCAUGAGCAAGGGCCACGCCUUCUACCCAGUUCCACUCCGCCUCCACGAUUCGCACAACGGGACGGUACAAUCCUUCUCCGCCUCCUUCGUGUUUGGUAUCAUCUCCAUCUACAACUUGAGCAGCCAUGGCCUCACCAUGCUGGUCGCACCGAGCAAGGAUUUCUCCGGGGCGAAUCCAGUACAGUACCUGGGCCUUGUCAAUGGCUCAAACAAUGGCAAAACAACCAACCACAUCUUCGCUGUUGAACUCGACACUUGGCUAAACCCCGAGUUUGGAGACAUCAACAACAACCACGUGGGCAUCGACAUCAACAGCCUCAGCUCUGUGCAGUCCCAACCAGGCGGCUUCUUCCAUGACCAGAAUGGCACGUUCAAGAAUUUGACUUUCAGUAGCCAAGAGGCAAUGCAGGUAUGGGUGGGCUACGAUAGAGAAACGACUCAGAUCGAAGUUACCAUGGCUCCCCUCGACAUGGCCGCCAAGCCCAAGAGACCAACAGUAUCCACCAGGUACAACCUUUCAUUUGUGCUCAAAGAUGUCGCAUACAUCGGCUUCUCAUCCUCUACGGGCAAGAUCAACACACGACACUAUGUGCUUGGUUGGAGUUUCGCCAUGAACGGUGCUGCUCCAGCCAUCAAUCUCACCAUGCUUCCAAAGCUUCCACGGCAUCAUCCCAAGGGUCAUCGAUACUGGGUGCUAGAGAUAGUUCUGCCGGUAGCAACGGCGAUAGUCCUGCUGUCUUUGGGCACCAUUGCUUUCAUCCUUGUGCAGAGGCAUUUCAGGUAUGCGGAGAUACGAGAUGACUGGGAGGUGGAUUUCGGCCCACACCGGUUCUCUUACAAGGAUUUAUUCCAUUCAACAGAAGGAUUUGAGAACAAGAACCUUCUAGGAGUUGGAGGAUUUGGGAGAGUGUACAAAGGGCUGCUUCCGAGAUCCAGAUUGAAGAUAGCCGUGAAGAGGGUGUCACAUGAUUCCAAGCAAGGUAUAAAGGAGUUCAUCGCGGAAAUAGUCAGCAUAGGCUGCCUUCAAAACCGCAAUCUUGUGCCAUUUCUUGUCUAUUGUCGACGUAAAGGUGAACUUCUCUUGGUAUAUGAGUACAUGCCAAACGGAAGCCUUGAUAAAUACUUGUAUGGCAAAGAGGAUAACACGGUGUUGAGCUGGGCUCAAAGGUUCCGGAUCAUCAAAGGAAUUGCAGCUGGCUUGCUUUAUCUCCACGAGGAGUGGGAGAAAGUGGUUGUUCAUCGAGACAUCAAGGCAAGCAAUGUGCUCCUUGACGACGAGAUGAAUGGACGAUUGGGUGAUUUCGGCCUUGCAAGGCUGUAUGACCAUGGCAUCGACCCACAGACUACAGAUGUGGUUGGCACCAUAGGCUACCUAGCUCCAGAGCUAGCACGCAGCGGAAAUGCCCCUCCUCCUACUGAUGUCUUUGCCUUCGGCAUGUUCGUUCUUGAGGUCACCUGUGGACAAAGACCUGUCAAUCACCAAAACACAGAAGAAAAUCAGCUCAUUUUGAUCGAUUGGGUGAUUGACAAGGUGCAGAAAGGAUCAUUCAGUGAUACACUGGAUGCUAGGCUAAAAGGGAGUUAUGAUGUUGGUGAGGCAUGCUUGGCACUAACAAUAGGGAUACUAUGCUCUCACCCAUUCGCCAAAGCAAGGCCUACCAUGAGGCAAGUCAUGCAAUACCUAAAUGGGGAAACUGAGCCUCCAGAGUUAAGCUUCGAGAUGCUAGAUUUGAUGCAAAACGAAGAAUUUGAGCCAUACAUCAUUUCAUACCCUGUGUCAAGUACAAGCAUAGCCACAAUGUCUCACGUCUCAGGAGGAAGAUGAACAUGGCACUUUGUCAUGUCUGAUAUAAAGUAUAUUUAUUAAAUACCUUAAGGAACAUAUAUAUUGUAAAUGUGAUGAGCCAUAUAUACAAAGCCUAUAUCUACCUUAAAGAUAUUUUGGUUCGUUUGUAAAAACAUCAUGUCCUCGUUUUGUUCUGUCUGCAUC
Messenger RNA from Lolium rigidum, 2194 nucleotides. Its product is annotated as L-type lectin-domain containing receptor kinase SIT2-like. Gene Ontology annotation, cellular component: plasma membrane. The coding region runs from base 8 to 2029 and encodes 673 amino acids. Gene Ontology annotation, molecular function: carbohydrate binding; protein kinase activity; ATP binding. The transcript has a single exon. The record is from RefSeq and is a predicted model, not a curated record. Lineage: Eukaryota; Viridiplantae; Streptophyta; Magnoliopsida; Poales; Poaceae. Gene Ontology annotation, biological process: protein phosphorylation.